UAAUAAACGCAAUGACAGUAAUCCCUGCUGCCAUAGUGACAGAGCGCGAGUGAAGCUAGCAGAUAAGCAAAAAUAGGUUUUAGUGUUUAUCUGUUAAUUUAACAACAGAAGUAAUGGACAAUUCCGGGAAAGAAAAGGAGGCAAUUCAGCUUAUGGCUGACGCCGAUAAGAAAGUGAAGUCUUCCGGCUCUUUUUUAGGAGGAAUGUUUGGGGGAAAUCACAAAGUGGAAGAGGCUUGUGAGAUGUACGCCAGAGCGGCCAACAUGUUCAAAAUGGCCAAAAACUGGAAUGCUGCAGGCAAUGCUUUCUGUCAGGCGGCCAGACUUCACAUGCAGCUUCAGAAUAAGCACGAUUCGGCCACUAGCUACGUCGAUGCGGGAAACGCCUUCAAGAAGGCAGAUCCACAUGAGGCUAUCAAGUGCUUAAACGCAGCCAUUGAUAUUUACACAGACAUGGGAAGAUUCACCAUCGCAGCCAAGCAUCAUAUCACAAUCGCUGAGGUGUACGAGUCAGAGCUGGUGGACAUUGAGAAGGCGAUUGCACAUUAUGAACAAGCGGCUGACUAUUACAAAGGAGAGGAAUCAAACAGCUCUGCAAACAAGUGUCUGCUGAAGGUGGCUUCAUACAGCGCUCAGUUAGAACAGUACCCGAAAGCAAUAGAGAUUUACGAGCAGGUUGGAACCAACACCAUGGACAAUCCCCUUCUGAAAUACAGCGCCAAAGAGUACUUCUUCAAAGCUUCUUUGUGUCACUUCAUCGUGGAUGAGCUAAACGCAAAGAUCGCUAUUGAAAAGUAUGAAGAGAUGUUUCCAGCCUUCUCGGAUUCAAGAGAAUGCAAACUUAUGAAGAAACUUUUAGAGGCCCAUGAGGAGCAAAACGCAGAGGCUUUCACAGAAGCGGUGAAGGAGUUUGACUCCAUCUCACGCUUGGACCAGUGGCACACCACCAUGCUUCUGCGGAUCAAGAAGACCAUUCAGGGCGACGAGGGCGACCUAAAAUGAUCUGGACCACCCACUGCAUGGCACCAUCUUCCCCCACUUCCAUUUCACAUCAGUUUUGUGCAAUGGCCUAGUCCAGGUUUCCCAAAACAGUAUGUCAAAAUGUAUUGCAGCAGCAUUUCUAGAGAAUAUACUUAUAAGCCUGUACUGUUAACAUUGAUAUCCAGUUAUAUAAUAUAGCACAUAUCAAAAUUUGGCACUGCAGUUCAAAGAUCUGCUCUGGUUUCCCUGGUGCGUUACGAGGGUAUUUCUGGAAACACGGAGAUUUGAGGAUACAAUGGGAAUUUGAGAUAGUCCUCGGGUUCUUUUGCAACAGUCACUGAAUUGCAAUGUGCUAGAGCUGCAUGAAUUGUACAGAUUAUUAAUUAUUGAGUCAGUGCAGCAGGAUUGUGUAUUUUGAUUAGUAUUAUUUAGACAUGGACCUUUAUGUUGUUUUAUUUGUGCAGUUUUUGUAGUCUGCUUACACUAGUUGGCAUGCAGGCCUCAAAAUGCAGCCCAUGUUUAAUUUUAAUCGGUGUUCAAGUAACACCAGACAUUCAUGCAGCACUGAGAAUUUCAGUUUCCCAUAAUCCACCAUUUUGAAUUGGAAUUUAAAUUCUUACAAAAAUGUCUUUAUCGUGUCAUACCUGAUGGAAAUUUCUAUUUUUAUCCACUCUUUGAAAUUUUACUUUUGGAUUGUUUUCUUAAAUGUAUAUUUAUUUAUUUAAUUUAAUUAUUAUCUGAAAUAUUAUAAUUAGUCUAAUAAUAUUAUAAUUAGCCAGAAAUAUUAUUAAUAUAUUAUUACUCUAGUAAUAUAUUUUUUACACCGUCUAAGUUAAAUCACCAUCUCCAUCAGCACAGAAAUUGAUGCGUUUAUAAAAUCCUUGUAUAACCUUUAUUAACAUGCUCUAUGUGUGUGUCGUGUUGUGAAUACAAAGCUCAUGUUACUCUCCACUCCUGUGGUCUUUAGCAGCGCAUGUCAUUCUGUGUUUCACGUGUCGUGACGUCUGUAUUUUACCAUAUUCUAGAGUUUUUAAGAAGCCAUGAAGACGUACCAAACAAUGUACUUUCCCACAGAGCAACUGAUGUCUUUGCUGAAUGUCUGUGAGAAUGUGCAGAAAUAAAAACCAGUACUGAAAUGGC
Ctenopharyngodon idella (grass carp) is the source of this 2120-nucleotide messenger RNA. It is a transcript of the gene napbb, whose product is annotated as N-ethylmaleimide-sensitive factor attachment protein, beta b. Lineage: Eukaryota; Metazoa; Chordata; Actinopteri; Cypriniformes; Xenocyprididae. Gene Ontology annotation, cellular component: terminal bouton; synaptobrevin 2-SNAP-25-syntaxin-1a complex; vacuolar membrane. The transcript has 11 exons. Gene Ontology annotation, biological process: regulation of synaptic vesicle priming; SNARE complex disassembly; intracellular protein transport. Gene Ontology annotation, molecular function: syntaxin binding; soluble NSF attachment protein activity. The coding region runs from base 114 to 1001 and encodes 295 amino acids. The record is from RefSeq and is a predicted model, not a curated record.